AUGACCGACAGCGGCAAGUGUGCGUUCGUAUUGGACAUCGAGCUGGUGUACAACACCGAUGGCAGUGCGACGAUGUGCCAACGACGCGUGUCCCAUGGGAGUAUUUGGCGAUACGACCCCUACUAA
Messenger RNA from Phytophthora nicotianae INRA-310, 126 nucleotides. RefSeq lists its product as hypothetical. Lineage: Eukaryota; Oomycota; Peronosporomycetes; Peronosporales; Peronosporaceae. The coding region runs from base 1 to 126 and encodes 41 amino acids. The record is from RefSeq and is a predicted model, not a curated record. The transcript has a single exon.